UAAAACAAUAUGUUAUUUUGUACUAUAUGAUUUAUUGAAAAUAUUUAUGUUAUUUCAGCUGAGUUUAGAGUAACUAGAGGGUAAUUUUUGGUGCAGUUCUCUCACAUGAAUAGGCCUAUAGUGUAAGAGUAAUUUAAGCACACUUCUUUAAUACCUCUGUGUCUAACUCAAGAUGUGUACUGUUAUGUUUUUUUGCACAUGGUUCUGAUAUGGUUAUGAUUAAUGACAUUUUGAAUGUUAAUGGUUACUUACCAUAAGUAUUAUUGAAACACUGUUCAUAUGAACAGGUAAAUGUGUGAGCACUUCCAUGUUUAGUCCUCAUAAAUGAUACACUUAAGACUGAAUGUUGUACAACUGAGACAGAGAUUUAAGAUUUGAAUAGAAAUGAAGAUUCAUGUCAGAAUUAGAUGUAAUGGUGUGCAUCUUUUGACAUUUGAUAUCCCUGAUGAUGCAUCUGAGAAAAGACGGUGUUGAAUGUAAAUUGUGUGACCUGUCUACAGGUCAGGUUUUUUUGGAGGACUGAAGAGUCUGAGGUUCAGGACAAACUUCCUGCUGUAACAGAUGGCGAGCCAACUACCCUGAAGAAAGAUCAGCACCAAGAAGAUAUCCACGUACCCACUCAUUCACACACACAUUAUACAUUUACAUUACACUACAAAGACCUCUGGAAUCAGGUGAACUUGCAAUAAUCCUACAACAGGAAAACCUGCAACAACUUCUAUUUUACUUAAGGGCCCCAAUGGACAUUUUUUUGUUUCAAGUGUGCACACUGAGUUUUUCUUAUUGUCUUACUGUUUGUGUCAUUAUUUUGUAUUCUGUACAAAUCAGACAAAUUGUUUUAUCCACUGUUAAAAAUUAUACGAGUGGCUACUCAACUAUUACCCCUGCGAUUGCCUCAUUAUUGUUGCUCAGUACAGUGGCUCCUUCCGAAUUUAGUGUCUUCUGUUUCUGGUCCAGGUAUUAUAAAUAGUCCAAGUAAUUAUUACACUGUAAUUCACUUUUAUAUCCCUAAAGUGGGUUACAGAAGUGGCGAGCCAGCCAGGAGCCAUUUGAUUUGAGCAUCAGUAUUGAAGUAAUGACCAGUAUGGAUUUCAUACAAAAGUCUGGUGUCAAAAUUCUAAACGCAGUUAUUGUCAGUGGGAUAACGCAGAUGGCUGAACAAGAUGAACAAGUGCUUGACUUUCUAAAACGGUAUGGUAAAAUCGAGAGAAUCCUUUUGGUUGAUGAUUCACAGUCCGAGUUUCUUCAAAACCUGAUCGUUGAAUAUUCUAACGGUUCAGCCUUAGAAGGUUUAGAACCUUACUUACCGUACACAUGCACAGCACAAGGUGACUCUACCGUUGUCUAUGAAGUCAAGACACUCGGUAGCAUGUACGCUACCAAGGUUGGAAGUAAUGUUACUAAGACAUACUUAGCUGAACUCAAGCAAUUAGCUAAGAUGAGUGGCAAAGACUAUGGUGAGGUGUUGAAAGAAAUGAUGUCUCAGAUUGGGGAAGAUGUUGAAGCCAUGCAGCACACAACUGAGGAAUCCUCCCCCGCAGAUGUUGAGACUACUGUCUUGUCCCCACCUGCUCAUAAAGAGCAGCAAUCUCACACCUCAAUUUCAGAUGUCACACCAAGCAACAAUGGUGCCACCGACCACGUUUCCCUCACUAAUGGAACGAGAGCACCGUCCCUUUCAGUAAGUGACUUGAACCCACCUGACAUCCAGAAGGUCGUGGUCGAGCAUAUUGUACGGAGGCAAGACGUUGUCCCACACAUCCAGUCCCAGGUGAGACUCCGCUCCUUCUCCGGCAAGACUCCCAGACCUAAUCAUGAGACUGAUUAUGACACAUGGCGCACAUACAUUGAGUUGCUCCAGAAUGAUCCCAGCAUGCCCCUCCUGCAAAUAUCCAGAAAAAUCCAUGAGAGCUUGCUCCCACCAGCAGCUGAUGUAGUCAAGGGCUUACGGCCUGAGUCACCACCUGCAGCCUACCUACAGCUCCUAGACUCAGCCUUUGGUACUGUGGAAGAUGGGAAGGAGCUUUUCGCUCAAUUCCUGAACAUCCUCCAAGACUCAGGGGAGAAACCAUCCACUUACCUUCAUCGGCUCCAGUUAGCCUUAAACCGAGCCACAGAAAGGCGGGGAGUUACACAUAAAGAAGUAGACAAACAUCUUAUUAAGCAGUUCUGAAGGGGGUGUUGGGAUAACACCAUGCUCAGCGCCCUGCAACUGGAGCAAAAGAAGAGCAGCCCACUGCAAUUCUCAGACCUCUUGCUGAUGAUUCGCUCCGAAGAAGAUCGACAGCAAGAAAAAUCUAGUCGCAUGAAAAAACAUAUUGGCAUCACAAAGUAAAGAGCUCAGGUGCAGUUCCAUGAUGCAUAUGUUUGUGAACCAGAGGAGAAGGGUGGGAGUAGUAUCAGUGCUAUAGAGGAUCUGUGAAAGCAAGUGGCAAGUCCGCAAAGCCAACUAACUACAUUCAUGUCACAGAAAAAUACAAAAGGGGCUAGCAGCAAGGGAUCUGCAGCUAAGCCACAGAGCAGGAUGUCAAAGCCCAAUGAUACAGACAUGCAAAGACAAAAAGAAACGGACAUACAAACCCAAGCCCUGCUAUUGUUUUAACUGCAGUGAAAAUGGGCACAUCGCCCCCUGCUGCACCGUCCCUGCAAACCCCAACUUAGUGGCAGAAAAGAAGAAGCAGUUGGAGGAAAAACAGCACCAGUGGGAAGCACAAAAUGGUUCAAACUUACCUUUAAACGGCUAGCAGUUCCUGUUGUGGGACAGACAGGGGCUGAGGAGAGUCAACAGCGUCCCUCCGACGUAAACCAUGAAGACAAAACUCCUGUUAAGAUGAACAAAGUCAAUACACCAGCAAAGAGUAUCAAAACUCAAACAUGUUCCAGCCUAUAGCAUUCAAAGCAGAACCAACCUUUCCAACUCCCCACCCGGUUGAUUGGCAAUAAGAGUAAAGCUCAAGUGACUGUGAGAGGUGAAGAGGUCCACUGCCUCCUUUACUCAGGCUCACAAGUUACCACCGUACCUAAGUCAUUUUACAAGGAGCACCUUUCAGAGCAGAAGAUUAAGCCACUUCAUGACCUCUUAGAAGUGGAAGGUGCAAAUGGGCAGCUGGUACCUUACUUUGGCUAUAUAGAAAUGACCAUAACCUUUCCAAAAGACUUCAUAGGAGCUCCAAUAGAUAUAAACACACUUGCCUUGGUUGUCCCUGACACUUCACAAUCCCUCAUGCUCAUAGGCACAAACACCAUAGAUGUACUGUUUGACAUUUACUCAGAGACUGAUUUAACCGAUCACCAGCCCCUCCCACAUGGCUACAAAGUAGUUUUCAAGGUCAUUGAGCUGAGGCGGAAGAAGCAAGCAACGACCACCGGGGGUAGUGAAGAUGCAAGGCAAGACGCCUCAAGUCAUUCCAGCCGGUGAAACGGUAGUGGUGGAGGGAGUUGCUCUUGUCAGUGGUCUUCAGGAUGAGAAAUCCGUCGUCAUUGAGUACCCAUCGUCAUCCCCCUUGCCAGGUGGCCUGCUAGUAAAAGCUGGUCUAGUUGAUUUCCCUCAGCUACGGCCUCAUAAGCUGCCAGUCGUCAUAAGCAAUGAAUCUGAUCAUGACAUUGUCAUUCCUGCUAAGUGCACGAUUGCAGAGGUUAGUGCUUAUCAGACCAUCCUAUUAAAGGAGCACAGUAUAGCCAAGCAAUCACAAUUCCUCCAGAGACCUCCAGAGACCCAGUCAUCCCAAGAGCCCACCUUAAAUUUCAAUUUCGGUGAUUCCUCGGUCCCACUCGAAUGGAGGCAGCACAUCACUCAGCAGCUCAACAACAUGGCUGAUGUGUUUGCACAUCAUGACCUGGAUUUUGGUUGGACAGAUAAGGUAAGACAUCACAUAAAACUCUCAGAUGAAAGUCCCUUCAAAAUACGUGCUCGACCAAUCCACCCACAGGACAUUGAAGCUGUCCGAAGGCACAUUAAAGAGUUUCUUGAUGCGGGAGUUAUCAGAGAGUCAGAGUCGCCAUUUGCAUCACGCAUAGUGGUAGUCCGGAAAAAGAACGGCCAAGUUCGGUUGUGCAUCGAUUAUAGGCGCCUAAACUUCCAGACUAUAAAAGAUGCAUACAACCUUCCAAAGCUGGAGGACGCAUUCUCAGCCCUCAGUGGUUCUCGGUGGUUCUCAGUCCUCUACCUAAAGUCAGGGUACUACCAGAUCGAGGUUGAAGAGGCAGACAAACCAAAGACGGCCUUCGUGUGUCCACUCGGAUUCUGGGAGUAAUAGAAUUAAUAGAAUGCCUCAAGGUGUGACGAAUGCCCCCAGUACGUUCCAAAGAUUAAUGGAACGGUGCAUGGGGGAUAUGCAUUUGAAAGAUGCGUUGGUCUUCCUUGAUGAUGUGCUCGUAUUCUCCAGAACCCUUGAGGAGCACGAAGAAAGACUCAUGAGAGUUCUAACUCAUCUCAAAGAGUUUGGGUUGAAGUUAUCCCCAGAAAAGUGUGCCUUCUUCCAGACGUCAGUCCGCUAUCUGGGUCAUGUAGUCUCCAGAAAUGGCGUUGAGACAGACCCUGAGAAGAUUUCAGCUCUUAAGACAUGGCCUGUCCACCAGACCCUAUGGGAGCUGAAAUCCUUCCUCAGUUUUGCUGGGUACUAUAGGAGGUUCGUUAAGGGCUACUCCAGCACUGUAAAGCCUCUUCACAACUUAACCUCCGGCUACCCACCUUUCCACAAGAAAUCAAAAGCGAAACUAGCAGGCAUAAGACAGCAAACAAACAAAUACCAUGACCCAAAAGAACCCUUUGGAGGGCGCUGGACGCCAGCUUGCCAGCAAACCUUCGAGGCAGUCUUCCGCUAACUUACAUCCAGACCUCGGCCAAACUUGACGCGACCAGCUGUAGGUGGCUAGCAGCGCUGUCCACAUUCUCCUUCAAACUCCUCUAUCGCCCAGGAAGGCAGAACGGAGAUGCGGAUGGAUUAUCACGCUGACCACAUGGGAUGCUAGCAGACGAUCUGAAAUCACAAAGAGAGAGAGCGCGCAUACAGCAGUUCACACAAGAUCACCUCUCUGAUCCAAAGAACAUCAAUGUGGUAGAUCAGUCUGUUGUGAAAAUCUGCGAGAGACAGCUCACCUACAGCGUUUGUCCUGAUGGUGAGAGAGGGGGAGAUACAGACUGUAUUGCUUGGAGACUCUCGCCGUGUCUCCUAGUGCGUCUCACAUCUCCUGAUUUAAUGGAGCUUGUAGUGACUUUACCUGUAGUCACUGAGGUGGCAGUUAGUGUCCUCCAGUCUGACGCGUGCGGCUUCAAAUUAAAACAGUGUCUCUGCUCGUUUUACUGAUGUUUCAUUCAUUUACGGCACUGCAGGUAAGUUAUCAUUCAGUCAACAUUAAGUUUCCAAUAAACCAAUAUUAUACAACCUGACAACAUUCACCUGCUUGACACGGCGUUUGAGCACGGUCGAAAACUGUUCGGCUUCCCUCUCCAAACUGCACACCUGCAUUCAUUCAUUCAUUAGCCAUCAUAUAUGCAGUCCACUCCCAACAGUGGGCAACCCCGUGGCUCCUAAAGCCACACCCACACAGUCAUACCGACACUAUCAACAAUCAAAACAAAGUAACCAUGUUUUGGCUCCAACACACCGGCCCCUAAUUGAGAAUGCAGGAGGCAUGAACAAUUCAACAUAAAUUACAUUCAUAAUGGAGCCAAUAAUUCAUAAACACAGUCUUGUAUAUAUUAAACUGUUUUGGUUGCAGCUUCUUGAAGCAAACAAAGUUGGGUUACUGCCCUGUCCAGUGUGCUAGUUUUAGUCUUUACUCUUGCAGAACGCACCAAUCCUUUCCUAUCCGGAUAGGUUUCCAGGACUCUUCCAAGCAGCCAAGAACCAUGUGGCGCUGUAGAGUCUGCGAUAAGCACGUCUACUGGGACAAGACUCCGUCUCUUCUUGCUCCACCUCUGCCGCUCCUGUAGCAAAGGUAAGUAUUCUCUCAACCAGCGUUUCCAGAAAAGGUCUGAGAUGUACUGAACUCGUCUCCACCUCCUUUUGAGGUAAAGGUCAGACUUCUCGAACAAGCCGGGUGGUAGGAUUGGCUUUCCUUUCAUGGUGAGAAUAUGAUUGGGAGUGAGAGCUUCCAGAACGUUGGGAUCUCCUGACAGUUUUGUUAUGGGGCGGUCAUUCAGGAUGGCUUCAACUUCACACAGUACUGUAUGAACCCUCCUCAUUCAAGGUUUGCUGGUGUAAGACUGAGGUAAGUAUACGUUUAACCAUCCUUAUGAUUCGCUCCCAUACACCUCCGUGAUGAGAGGCUGCUGGUGGGUUAAAGCUCCACUUCAUUCCUUCCUCCAGGAACGCUGACUGUAUUUUGCUGUGAUUUAAAGCAGCAAGAGCUUCCCUCAACUCUCUUUCAGCACCGACAAAGUUGGUUCCAUUAUCGGAUCGUACAUGAGAGACUGGUCCCCGUCGACAAACAAACCUGCGUAGAGCAUUUAUACAGGAGUCUGUAUCCAAUGAGUAGGCAACCUCCAAAUGGACUGCUCUACAUGCCAUACAGGUAAAAAUGACUCCAUAGCGUUUUUCAAUGGAUUGGCCCCUUUUGAUCUCAAUUGGACCAAAAUAAUCAACUCCAACGUUGGUAAAUGGAGGAAGAUCAGGAACAAUGCGCUCUAGAGGCAAGUCUGACAUCUUCUGCUCACCCAACUUCCCUCUAUGGUGCCUGCAGAAGACACAGUCAGACAGGAUUUUACGUGUGCUGCAUUGGCACUAGUGAUCCAAUACUUUCUCCGCAACCUUGAGAGAACAUGGUUUCUUCCACCAUGGCCCACCUGCUCGUGGAUGUGCUUGAGUAGCAAAUUGGAUACAUGGAGGUCUUUUGUGAGGAUGACGGGAUGCUUAGAUUCCGCAGACAUUGCUGCUCUAUUCAAUCUCCCUCCUACUCGAAUUAAGCCAUCCUCCAGGAUGGGGUCUAGCUUGUAGAUGGAACUCUCCUUCUUCACUUCACCCUUUCCAGAGGACAGCACAGGAAGUUCCUCAUGGAACCUUUCUUGCUGCGUGAAGCGAAUGAUUGCCGUUUCUGCUUUUGAUAGGUCGUCUGGAGUCAAACUCUGAUUUUUUAAUUUCGCUUUAAUGCGUUGCAUAUCCUGUUCCACUUUACCUGCAUCUUCAUGACCCAUAUCCUUUCAUUGUUGACUCAUUUCCAAUAGAGUCUUCCUUAUUUUCAGGAUCCAAGCAACUGACCUCUUCAACCGCUUCCAGUCGGAGAAGUAUGUGAUCAGUUGAUGUGUGGGACUUGGUGUAUUUACAAUUACUGCAUUGGUGGUGAGCUCCUUUUUGACCUCAGGGUCAUUAGCAGUAAUGUCGUACUCCAAGCUAAUAGAUGGCCAUUGUUCCUCUGGGUUCAACAGAAACUCAGGGCCCUCAAUCCAUGUUCUAUUGGUCAGCAAGUCAUCCACUUUUACUCCUCUUGAGGCUUUGUCCGCAGGAUUCUGGGUGGUAUGAACAUACCUCCAUUGUGAAACAUCAGUUGACCUUCUGAUGAUUGAAAUCCUGUUUGCCACAAAGGUGUGGAAUCUCUUGUCUUCAUUCCUGAUAUAUUUCAAAACUGAAGUGCUAUCGGUCCAGAAACAGGAUUUUUUAAGGUGAACCUGUAUUUCUGUUUUAAGCAUUGUGUCCAAAUGAACAGCAAGCACGGCAGCAGUGAGCUCUAAGCGAGGAAUCGUCACUUGCUUGAGUGGGGCAACCCUGGCCUUGCCUAGCAUGAAAGAGAUAUGACAACGGUUGCUGUUGUUCCAUAUUUUAAGAUAUUUCACCUUGCCAUAGCCCUUUUCGCUAGCAUCAGAGAAGUGGUGUAACUGCCCACACAUGGAUAUCCCAAAAUCUGCUGGCUUAAUACAUCUUUCAACUUUGAAUACCACCACCCUUUCCAGUUCUCUUAACCACUUUGUCCACUGCUGUUGUAGAGUUGGGUGGAUUGGAUCAUCCCAUCCGUAGCUCCUCCUACACAGAUCUUGCAGUAUGAGCUUGGCGGGAAGUGUGAGUGGUGCAAGAAAUCCCAAAGGAUCAUAGAUUGAGCUGACCACAGAUAAAAUACCACGUUGAGUAGGAGACCGUUCUUUGAGUGACAGCUUGAAAUGAAAGGUGUCCGUUUCAACACACCAGUGUAGUCCAAGGGCUCUCUCUACUGGCAGUUGGUCUCUGUCCAGAUUUAAUUCCUGGAGAUUCUUUGCCCUGUCCUCUUCUGGAAUAGAUAGCAGCACCUUACGGUUGUUACUCACCCAUUUUGUCAAAUGGAAGCCUCCUUUUUGACAAAUAGUUGUUAAGUCCUUGACCAUUUCAACAGCCUCAUCUUCUAAUGGCAAACUUUUAAGACAGUCAUCCAUGUAGAAGUUCCUCUUGACUGUGUCAAUUACAUCAGUAGGGAAGCUGUUUUGGUUGUCUUCUGCUGCCUUUCAGAGGGCAUAACAAGCACAGCUAGGAGAAGACACCGCCCCGAACAGAUGCACAGUCAUCCUAUAUUCUACCAGUUCCUGAGAUGCAUCGCCCUCAGGCCACCACAAGAACCGAAGGAAGUCACGAUCUUUCUGUGCCACAUUGACUUGAUGGAACAUUGCUUGAACAUCAGUCAUCAGGGCCACAGGUUCUUGUUUGAAUCGGAUAAGGACUCCUAACAAAGAGCUGGUGAGGUAAGGGCCUUGUAGAAGCUCCUUAUUGAGGGAUUUCCCUUUAUACUCUGCUCCACAAUCAAAAACAACAUGCAGAGUUCCUUUUUUGGGAUGGUACACUCCAUGGUGCGGAAUGUACCACACCUUACCAUCAGACUUUUCCAGCUCUUGUUCAGGUACACGCUCAGCAUAUCCCUUACUGAUUACAUCGUUGAGAAAGUUGGUGUAUUCUCGAUGGAACUUCUCAUCUCUCAUAAACCUUCUUUUCAAUCCAAGAAUAAGUUGCCUAGCAACACAUUGAUUGUUUGGCAGAGAGAUGUCUUUAUGUUUAAAGGGAAGUUCCAAGGUUUAAUGACCAUUUUGGAUCUUGCAUGAAUCCUUCAUGAUUUCCGAGAACUUCAUGUCAUCCCUUGACAUUUCCUCUUUGUCUUCUGAUGACAGUUCAUUAAAAUCACGUUUGUACUGAUUCAUCAGCAACUGCUCCAAGUUCGUAAUGGAGAUUCUAUUGACAGAAGCAACAGGGUAGCCACUCUUGCAUUGUUCCUCUCUGUGUACUGAAAGGGGACCAUUAAUAACCCAUCCCAAUAGGGUCUUAAUGGCAUAUGGCCCAUUGCCACGACAGUUAAUUACCUCCCAUGGUUCAAGCAGUUUAGAAGCAUUGGUUCCAAUCAACAACUCUACUUCUGCUUGAAUGUGAGGAAUUACAGCACCUUUCAAAUAUGGCCAAUUGGCCAAUUCCUCUUCUUUUAUGAUGUUAUUUGUGCUCACUGGCAUCCUCUUCUGGGUGUAAACCAUGGGCAGGUCAUAAAACUGCUUUCCAGUGAGGCUUGAGAUCUCCAGGUCCGUAAGCAUGUAACUGGAUACUGAUGUUUUUGCUCCCAUGGUUAACAGGCUAAUUUGAGCUUUCCUUCCAGUAAGGUUCAGCUUUCGCAUGAGAUUUUCUGAACAAAAUGUGUUGGUACUGCCUUGAUCCAGAAAAGCAUAAGUUUGGAUUAUUUUGCCUCCCUUGCUAGAUUUCACCUGUACAGGCAAGAUUGACAAAAUCCCAUCACUGUUGCCGGCCCCUGUUUGUCCACAUGGUUUUAAAGAGACUAGUGCAUUGCUUCCUGAUGGUUUCCUUUGUUGGUUGGUAUCUGUGCUGCGUGCUUUCUCCUUUUGAUUAAUGUGCAGAACACUGGGAUGGUUUUGGUUGCACUUUAUGCAAGUCAAGCGCUUCUCGCAGUCUUUGCUUAGGUGUCCAAAGUGAAGGCAGCCAAAACAGAUUCCUUUUGUUCUUAUAAAAGCAAUCUAUUCCCGGUGUGCUUUGUUGUCAAACUGUGGGCAUUGGUCCAAUGUGUGACCUUUAAAACAGCAUAUACAAGAGUUAGGAGUGUGAGCAGAUGCCUUGCUUUGCUUAAACCUUCCUAGAUCUUCCACUAUUGGUGUUUCAAUGGUGGUAACAGUUGCAAAGCUGUCUCCUUUGAAUCUGGGUUUGCUUUGUGGGUUUGACCUUAAUUUAUUCACAGAUUUACUUCCUGUAUUUGCUGGUGUGGUUUGAAUGUCUCCAAAGACAGGAUCGGAAAUGAUUUUGACCUGACGUUCAAUGAAUGUGACGAUGUCUGUAAAUUGUGGCCUACGAUUGUAUUCUUCAAUGACUUAACAAACAGAGGCUCUCCAUUUUUCUCUUAGCUUGUAUGGAAGCUUUGAGAUCAAUGCUUUCAUGUUUCCUGGCAUAUUUAGCUCUCCCAUGUAUUGUACAUGUUCCAUGGCGUUGCAACAUUCACGCAGAAACAGAGCAUAAGCUUGAAGAGAUUUUAAAUCCUCCGCCUUCACUAGUGGCCAGCUGAGCACCUUUUCCAUGUAGGCUGCAGUGAUCUUGUAUUCAUCACCAAAAUGUUGUUCCAACAGAUUCUUUGCCAUUUCAUAACCUCUGUCAGGUGGCAUGUGUUGACAGCUACGUACUAAGUCUCUGGGCUGACCCCUGGUGUAUUUACCGAGGAAGUACAAACAAUCACCUCUGUUGCUCGUGUUACGCUCUACACAAUGUGCAAAUGCUUGGACAAAAGUUCUAUAUUGGAGAGGAUCUCCAUCAAAAUAUGGAAUCUCUCUCGGAGGCAGCAGAUGAGAAGUUUGUUGCUCCACUAGCAAUGCUGUUAUUUCAUUUUUUCUUUGUAGUAAGUUGCAUACAGUUGUUUCAUCAUUGUUUUGAAUACAAAUAUUGGUUGGAUUGGUUGACUGCUCAGGAGGGUCCACAGGAAGUUUGCUCAAGGGUUUUCUGUAUUGUUUCAAUUUAUUGUCCUGUUCUGUAUCCCAAUAUACAUGCUGUUGGUAUUGUUGUUCUUGCCAAGGUGGUUGUUGAAUGGGUGGUUGCUGAAUGGGUGGUUGCUGAAUGGAUGGUUGUGAUUCAGGUGGUUGUGAUAGGGAUGGCUGGUAAUCCUUGGCAUGAGGAUUGAGUGUGCCUGAAGGUUUCUUUGGCCUUGUUCCUGUUCUAUAAUAUGAGUCCAUUCCAUCCGAGUGUGUGGUUGAUGGAGCUUGGUGACUGGGGGGGUUUAGUACUGCUACCUUAGCCUCAGCAGCAGCCAGCUGUGUGUCAAGUUCCAGCAUUUCCUUUUUCUUUCGCAGCAUUUCUUCCUGUUCCUCCAGUGCGUGCCUCUCCCUUAAGGCUGCAGCACGUAUAGCAAGUGCAGCUCUCUCUGCCUCCGCCUGUAAGCGUGCUGAUGACGUUGAGGAUCUGCUAGAUGUGCUGGAUGACGAUUUUGUAUGACUUUUCCCAGUAGACCUUUUACUGCCCACAUUAGAAAUGCUGUCAUGGGUAUUAAUUUCAUAUUCCACGUCCUCCUCAUUCACGGUUUCCACAGGUUCCCGGCCAUCUGCACAUUUCAUCCAUUUUUCCAUGUCAUCAAUAAAUUUAUCAAUACUGAGCAUCUUUGCUUGAAACCAUACUCCGUGUUUGUCCUUUUCCUCCGGAGGUAAUAACGGUAAAAGAGACUCGUGCCUCUCUAGCUUCCUUGCAUACAUGCAAAUAUUUCUGAAAGGAGCAUCGCACCUCUGUUUCACAUCCUCCGUCUUCCAUUAACUCGCGCAUUACCUUUUGCAAGUUACUUGCCUUAUUUAGUUUGGAGGCUCGAACCUCUUGUAGUGUGGUCAGCUUUUCCAUUAAGGCCUUCGGGGUUAGUUUGAUUGUGCGUUUUUUAAGGACUUGUGUUUCCUUUCCACCGUUAUUUGUCGCUUGCGUGGACUGUGUUUCAGCUGUGGCUUCAACCAACAAAGCUUGAUCAUUUGUUUCACUCUGUACAUUUUCUGACUUCAUCGUCACACAAUACCCUCAAAUUAAAUAUAAUAAACACCACCUUUCAUUGGAUCAGUUACACCAGACUUUUUUUGUUUCAAGUUUGAAUCACAAAUACCUUCACCCAUAUAAUACACACCUCAGUUCACAAAUAGAACAAGUCACAAUUAUUUCAGUUCGAGUUCAGUUCGAUACCAAUGCAUUGGAUUUGUCUCUUUCCUUUUAUUUCAGGAAAACGGCCCUGUGUGUGCACACAAUUGUUUAUAGUUAAUUAUGGCCAUGUAUUGUGUUGGUAGCGCAACAUACCUGUUGUCCAUACGCUGUAUGUGCCGACUGUCCGUGUCCAAACCAGCGCUUACCGUCAUCCAAACGAUGCGUGCGGGCGCUUAUCUGAAGUAAACAGCAGGCCGAGCAGCGUCGUCCUCACAUACCACUACACAACGCGGCUCCGAAUUGCUCCGAUCCAACGCUGUCCUCAGCGAUCAGCAGUUGCUCUGUAGGACAAUAAAUCCAGCGAUGUCCUCAGCGAUCGGCAGUUUCUGGAGCCUGAAACGUCCAACGUUGAUCCUCUUCCUGGUUUUAAACUUAAUAGUUCAUGUUCUCAACAAUAAGCCAGUUUUCGACUUUUUGUAGUGACUUUACCUGUAGUCACUGAGGUGGCAGUUAGUGUCCUCCAGUCUGACGCGUGCGGCUUCAAAUUAAAACAGUGUCUCUGCUCGUUUUACUGAUGUUUCAUUCAUUUACGGUACUGCAGGUAAGUUAUCAUUCAGUCAACAUUAAGUUUCCAGUAAACCAAUAUUAUACAACCUGAAAACAUUCACCUGCUUGACACGGCGUUUGAGCACGGUCGAAAACUGUUCGGCUUCCCUUACCAAACUGCACACCUGCAUUCAUUCAUUCAUUAGCCAUCAUAUAUGCAGUCCACUCCCAACAGUGGGCAACCCCGUGGCUCCUAAAGCCACACCCACACAGUCAUACCGACACUAUCAACAAUCAAAACAAAGUAACCAUAUUUUGGCUCCAACAGAGCUGCUUUGCACUUUUUAGACUGUUUAUUCACCAACACUUUAUUCAAUAAAAGUCCCAUCUGGUUUUUAUGAAGAAUGUGAUGUUUUAAUUUCUCUGUGAAUAACUGCAGUCUAAUGGAACAGCUGGAGUUGUAACAUCUAUCCUGAUAUUGAUCAUGAAGUAUUGAUCAGAAUACUUAUGGUUAGCAGUCAUCCCUGAAGUUUUAUAUUAAAAUCUUUACUUGUGUUGUGAACUUUGGUAAGAAGCAGAAACGUUAGCGUUGCCGUGGAUAGAUGAGUGUUAAAUUCUGUCCAUGUUUCCAUUUUGGGAAAUGCAGUCCAGUUCCAGAAUGUGGAGGAAUUAAGUCUCACAAUCACAGACAACAAAUAUUAUCUGAAAGUUGGGUUAUUGUUGUUUAUCAGCACAAUACAAAAAGAUUCAUGUUAGAAAUAUUUCAGUUAAGACUCUAGAAUAUCAUGAUUUAUGUAAAUUUACCUCAAUAAUAUGAAUGUUCAGGUUAAGAUUGUGCAGUGAUAUUUAAGUUUAACUGAUUAUUAAUUAUUAUAUUAUUAUUAUAAUUAUUAUAUUAUUAUUCUUUAUUAUUAUUAAUUAUUAAUUAAUUAUUAUAAUGAUUGAUCAUUAUAAUAUUUAGGGUCAGACCCUACAGUAUUGAGAUUAAGAAAUUAAAUAUUCUAUAAAAUAUAAAUAUGCUGAACUCAUUUGGAUAUAUUUAAGUGAGACUACAAUAUUAUUUGACACAAAUCUAUCUAAAUCAAAAUUUGAAUAAUUUUCACGCCAAACAUUUACUGGACUGAUUUAAAUAUUAAAAUCACUCCUUUCUAAUCCUCUGCUGUACAUUCAAACCUGAGGCCUUAAAUAGAAACACACAAGUAUCUGAUUGAAGGAACUUCUGCAGAGUCCUGGUUCCAGAACAUGACGAUAGAAUUAUAGACAAACUUUAACAAAAGCUGCCUGAGAGUUUACAGGUUUUUAUGUUAAAUUUCUUCAGUAAUUUAAUGAGAGUUAUCAGCAAAAAUCAAGUGUUCAUUUGAUGAAGUUCAUUUCCUAAAACAUCCAGAAUUGGAGCUCAUAUCUUUGACAGCUGUAAAGUUUCUGCUCCUUCAAAGUUCACAACACAAUGAAUUAAUUCCUAAAACACUCUCAAUGCUGGAGAGCGUUUGUGAUGCUGAAGCAGUGAGCAGUUUUUCUGUUUCUUCUCUGGAGAUGCACAAUGAGGGGUGUCUGCAGAGACUGAGAAAGAGUCUCACCACAUCCUUACAUGAGGAAAAAGACUUUAUUGAAGACUACAAUGAGAAAAACAGACAGACAGCAGACGGCUGCAUUCAAGGUGAGUUCUGAACAUUUGAUCUGGAACAGGAAUUUAAUAACGGCAGCAUGAGCUUCAUUUCGGUCUGUAGCUGCUGAAUUCAUGGAUGAAUCAUCUGGCACUAGAGAAGACCAUCAAACAUCCACGUCAGCUGAUGGAGGUCCAAGAGUCUCACCAAACAACCAACCUACAGAGUGAAGACCUCGAAUCUGAUUGGAUGGCCUCCUAUUCAGCCACGUGUGAACAAAUGCCUCUAAGCUGAUUUGUUUUCUAAAAUAAAUCUAGUUUGAGUCCUAAUCUAUGCCUGUGUGUUUGCUUCUUUACACCGCUGUUAACAAUUUAGGCUGUUAGAUUGUUCCAGAUAAGACAAAUACAAGAUUCUUCAGAGCCGUUCCACCACAAGCCUGACAGGAAGAACUUCAACAGCUACUGAGUGUUCCUGUGGUCCCCUCAAGGCUACAGGAGGAGUCCUACGAGGACGAGCCGGUCCACCUGAUGGCGGCCAGUCGCUGUGGUUCAAAGCCAACACCGACUACGUGGACUUCUACUGGACCACACGGAGGCCUUCAAACUGGACCAACAAGUUCACCGUCUCCCCGACUCGUGGGUCUGAGGACGCCGCCGAGCCUCGGCCCAGCCGGCCGCCUGUCUGUGGGUGUUUGAGUGCAGAGAGAGGGCUUGGCUGUAGGGGUUGGUUUUGGAGCCAUAGGAAAGACUUCGUCUGCUACCUUUGAGAGUGCCAGUGCAAUUUGGCCAUCGGUAUUGGCAUCCAGAAUUUCCCAGAAGGCUUGGCAGUGAGCCUGCCGCUCCGAGAUUCAGGGGUCUCAACUUGGACAGCCU
This is a messenger RNA of Amphiprion ocellaris (clown anemonefish), 15066 nucleotides long. RefSeq lists its product as uncharacterized. Bases 1076 to 2173 code for a protein of 365 amino acids. The record is from RefSeq and is a predicted model, not a curated record. The transcript has 3 exons. NCBI's taxonomy places the organism in Eukaryota, Metazoa, Chordata, Actinopteri, Pomacentridae.